AUGGAUUUCAUUCAACAAAGCGAUGAAACUGAGCUAGUUAUAUGCUUCAAUGGUGGUAAAGAUUGCACUGUGUUACUUCAUUUAAUCCAUGCUGCAGUUCAACAUCGAAAUAAUAAUUCAAAAAUAAAACCUACGAGAUUACCCAAACUUUUAUAUAUUCGUUCAUGUUCUACUUUUCCAGAAAUUGAACUAUUUGUUAAGAAAACAAUCGAUGCUUAUUAUUCAUUAUCUAACAAAAUUUUACGACCAGAUUUAAAACAACAUGAAAAUGGACAGAAUAAUGUUAAUUCACAGUCUUCCUCAUGUUCAGUAGAUAGUGAUGUAAUUAUAUAUGAAGGGUCUAUUAAAAGUGCAUUGGAAAGAUUUUUGCGGGAUUAUCCUGAAGUAAAGGGUGCUUUUAUGGGCACAAGAUUUACAGAUCCUGGAGCACAGAAACUGUCACAUAUGAUGAUGUCAGAUCCUGAUUGGCCUCAAAUUCUUCGAAUUAAUCCACUUUUAGAGUGGACUUAUUCUGAUAUUUGGAAUUUUCUUCGAUCUCUUUCACUUCCGUACUGCAGUUUGUAUGAUGCCGGAUAUACAUCAAUUGGAAGUGUGGAAGGCACACACCCUAAUCCCCAAUUAAAAUACAUAACAGAAAGUGGACGGAUCGCAUACCAUCCAGCCUAUACAUUAAACGAGGAAAUUUGUGAACGCAUCGGUCGUGUACAUACAAAUACAAAGCUCGAUUGAAUCAAAGCCAUAUAUAAGUUAGCUUUUCAAAGAAACACUCGUAAGACAAUUGUUGACGGAGAUUUACGAUUUUGGAUAGACAGCUAUAAAAGACUGUUUUCGCAACCGUUCAGUACCAUACGUAUUCUGAAUAUGCUUAAAGCUUUAACAAUACGUUUACAGAUAUAAAUAUCAACUCAUCUUAAACGUACCUUAGUUACCUUUUACUAACAAUGCUAUAACAUAGAUUGAUGAAGUCCGUUUUCUUGGUGUAUCCUUCGUCAUAACAUCUCUUGACAAAACCUCACAAUUCACGUAUACUCACUUAUAAGUAAAACUUGUCUCACUCACCGAAAAUGUGGAAUGGAUGAAUAUUACCGACUAACCACUUAAGUUGGAAGUGAGUAUAAAUUUUCGAAAUGUUCCGCAGAGUUCUUUAUAGGCUAUUUGUAGCUGAUGGCGAUUUCAGAUUCCACUUUGGAAGCGUUUAAAUCUCUGUUUCGUAGUACAGUUUACAAUUCGAC
Messenger RNA from Schistosoma turkestanicum, 1232 nucleotides. Lineage: Eukaryota; Metazoa; Platyhelminthes; Trematoda; Strigeidida; Schistosomatidae. The record is from the annotation of a GenBank genome assembly.